GUGCACAGCGUAAUUACAUUUCUUCAUAAUUAGGUUUUUUCACUGGAAAGUGGGCAGAAAUAUCAAAAUGAAAGACAAGGAGCAGAAAUAUCUGGUCUGAUGACAGCGAUGGGUUGGACUACAGCAUGACGUCAUGUGAUUAUCUCCAGCUCGAGCUUACACUUCUCCAUAUUCAGUCUGGUGUGAAGAGCGCGUGUGUGGAGAGCUGCGUGCGCCUCUCCGGAGCGCGCCUGACAGAACGCGCGCAGCGCAACUAUUCUGGGAUUCUUUUCGCGUCAAUUUGUUUAAACCAUUUAUGAGUAUUUCCGUGCACGAUGAACAGCUCUUACCUUUCAAGCACGAGAAGAUCGCGUCACCAGAGCGCACUGACAGCUCAAGUGUUUCAGUGCGUCGGUGACACAACCUAACGCGUGAAGUCUGGACUCUCAGAAAGAUGGACUCAGAAUGGAUGUAACUCAGUCCAAUGCAACGAAGGAGGAUGCCAACAUCACCAUCACCUCGUGGCCGUACACGGAGACGGCCGCCGCGUUUAUCAUCCUCGUGGUUUCCGUCAUCAUUCUGGUCACCAUUGUUGGGAACGUUCUGGUUAUCGUGGCGGUUCUGACCAGCCGCGCUCUCCGCGCGCCACAGAACCUCUUCCUCGUGUCGCUCGCGUGCGCGGACAUCCUCGUGGCCACGCUAGUGAUCCCGUUCUCCCUCGCCAACGAGAUCAUGGGAUACUGGUACUUCGGCAGCACCUGGUGCGCGUUUUACCUGGCUUUGGAUGUUCUGUUCUGCACGUCGUCCAUUGUGCAUCUGUGCGCCAUCAGUUUGGAUAGGUACUGGUCCGUCACCAAAGCGGUGAGCUACAACUUGAAACGAACCCCGAAGCGCAUUAAGAGCAUGAUCGCCGUGGUGUGGGUCAUUUCAGCCGUCAUCUCGUUUCCACCUCUCAUCAUGACCAAGCACAACGAGAAGGAGUGUUUAAUAAACGACGAGACCUGGUACAUUCUCUCCUCGUGCCUGGUGUCGUUUUUCGCACCCGGGUUCAUCAUGAUCACGGUGUACUGUAAAAUCUACCGCGUCGCCAAACAGCGCUCGUCCACGGUGUUCGUGGCCAAGAACGGCUUGGAGAGGCAGCCUUCCCAGUCCGAGACGUGCUUUGUGAGGAAGGAUAAGUUUGAGAAGGAGUCUCCGAGCAGCAACAGCUCGGAAAGCAACCAGAGACAGGAGGAGCUGGAUGAUAUCGACCUGGAGGAGAGCGCGACGUCCGACAACAAACCCAAGAGCUCACGCUUCUCCAAGCGCAGGCGAGUGGACGGUGCGCGCUGCUGCCCGCAGCGAACCUGCCGGAUCUCCUGGGUUUCCAAUCAGGAGCAGAGCAGCAAACAGCUCGCGGUGUCAUCGAAAACCAAAGUGGCUCAGAUGCGGGAGAAACGCUUCACCUUCGUCCUUGCUGUGGUCAUGGGGGUGUUUGUCCUCUGCUGGUUCCCUUUUUUCUUCACCUACAGUCUCCAUGCCAUCUGCGGGCAUAGCUGCGAGCCGCCCGAGGCGCUUUUCAAGCUCUUCUUUUGGAUUGGUUACUGCAACAGCUCAGUGAAUCCCAUCAUUUACACCAUUUUCAACAGGGACUUCAGAAAGGCUUUUAAGAAAAUCGUUUGCUUGACCGCGCAGCGCACCUGAGAGACUCGGAUUUGGACACUUUAGGCACGAUUAAACUGCAUGAAUGUCAUCAGAAAUCAAACCAAGUGGAAUCUGCGAACUGAUUACGGCUUUCAACCAUUAGGACUCGCAUUAUAACAUUUAUCAUGUCCAAAUUUAUUUUUGCUACUUUUCAAAUGCCUUUUAAUGUAUUUAAAAUAUACAUAUGUAAUAUGUUUACAUGAGUAUGUAAAAUACUACAUUUUAAUGACAUAAAACAAAAAACUUGCAUUUUUAAAAAUAUAAUGACCUAACAAAUAGUAAAAUAACCAGGAACCAUUUCCAGGUAUAUUUAUUAUUUACAUUUAUCAAUUUUCACACAGUAUCAGUGAGACAAAUUUACUCAAAAAUGUUUCAAAUCUCAUUUCCAACACAAAAUGCUGUGAUGCAUAUGUGAUGCAAGUGUGUUUGAAGGGAGUUUGUUAUCUAAGAGAACCACAAACAAGCUUAGCUGAAGAUAUAUUCAAAAGAAAUGGUGUAGGAUUUACUUUGAAGCUUUUUUUUUUUGCUCAGAAAAUUCCUACAACAAAAUGGCACGUAACACAUUGGCAUUAAUAUGAAAUGAUGAAGUGAAUGACUGGCCAGUGUUUUCUUGUAAAACAUAUUUCAAUAAUCUUUGUUUUACUAACUUAAAAAUAAUUUUUGCAGUGUGUCAACUUAAGUUUUUCCAUUGUUUUAUCAGUUAAAACCCAACAAUAUGUGCCAUCUGAUAUGAUUUUUUUUUUCCCUAAUCCAGGGACAUUCAGACAUUUUAAAAUGUAAAAUCUGACUCAAUAGUGUUCAAAUAAUUCUUGGUGCCUCUGAUGUACAUAUGGUUUGUAUAUAUUAAGUGAGGAAUAUUUGGCUUACAUGUCACCACAGUAUCUACACUUCCUGUAAAUACAUGUAAUGUAUAAAUGUAAACAAAAAUGACAUUAAAUAUUGUAUAUUGUACUGUAUAUUUUCCAUACAACUUCUGUAUCCUGUACAUACGCUGAGUAUAAACACCAAAUGGCUAAAUUUAUGAAUCCUCGUUCUGGGAAUAAUGCUGGUCCAGUGUUUUUUAAACAGUACUAUCUGAUAAUUAACUCGUCAUCAGUAAAAGGUGGAAAGAAUGUUACUUGUGGAACUGAUUUUGUUCUACAUAUGUAGUGAUUGUAUUCAAACCCCUUAUUUAGAAAACACAGUUGUUAAAGAGACCAGGGCUAGUUGUCACAAGGGCUAUCUGUGAUGCUUUGUGCCAAAAGGCCAAUCAUAUUUUGUAUAUUGAUUCUAAAAAUUGAUUCUGCCUUAAAUUAUACAUUUAAAUUGAACAAUAAAACUAGGUGUGAAGUGUGUUCUCAAGUCAAGGGGUGGAGGUCGGGGCAAGUUGUCACAGUCUCUUGUAUCUUAUCUUGCACAUUUGUUGCUUUUACAUGAAUUGUUUAAUGUUUACAUUAGACUGAAAAGCCUUAAUAAGCUGUUUAAUGGUUGAUGACUUACCCCGCAUAGUGUGACACCUUAGCAUAUUGUUGUAAAAGGUCAUCUUUUUUCCUUGGAAAUAAUGGUGCAAAUGUUCAACAGCUUUAGUACUCCACACUUUAAUGUUUGUGCCUGUAUAGAUGAAAUUCUACCCUAAAAACCAUAUUACAAUAUAUAGAAAUAUAACUAACUCUUCUAUCUGUGGGAAUAAGCAGCUUUUCAAGGGCUCGAGGGUCUCUGCGUCUGAUCCUCUGAAAAAAAGAUAAAUCACCUUUGCCAUAAUUCUAUUAAAAGUUCUUACUGACUAUAAGAAACCUAAAUGACUUGCUGGUAACACACACACACACACACAAACAGAAGGCUGGUUUCUAAUUCAAGAAUGAUAAAGUUAAAUUAAAACAUAUUAUCUGAUUCAUGCACACUGCAAUCCAUCAUAUUUUAUAUCUUAAUCUAAAGUCGGACAGAAUACUCCUGCAUUCAGGCAGGAGCGGCUGCAUAAGAGGUUUUAUCUUAAAAACGCUGUCGGAAAAGAGACGCAAUAUACCGCUUUCCCGAAUUCACCGUUAUCACGAUCUAGAGCUUUUCACAAACAAAACAGUAUGGUACAUGCUGUCUAGAAAAGGUUAAAGAAAAGUCAAAACUUCCUUUUGAAAAUAACAACAACACUCUGCUAUAAAUGCAGAUAUAUGUCAUACUUAUACCGUAUUAAUGCAAUGCACAGUCAUAUCAGCUCCAUCAAGCAGAAUGCAAUGCAUGGAUUAUGAACCAGGCCAGCAGGGUCUCGAACUGAGAGGUGUACAGCUGUCUGACACCCAAAUAUAAGAAACUGAAAGAGAAAAAUUGAUAUUGAUCAACAAACAGUGCUUGAAUGACUGCUGGCAGAGUGUAAACUCAAUAUCAUUCGUUCCACACAUAGUUUUACUGUUGUAUCGUCACUGUCACACUUCAAUGUAUUAAACAA
Messenger RNA from Labeo rohita (rohu), 4081 nucleotides. It is a transcript of the gene adra2da, whose product is annotated as adrenergic, alpha-2D-, receptor a. Gene Ontology annotation, biological process: adenylate cyclase-activating adrenergic receptor signaling pathway. Lineage: Eukaryota; Metazoa; Chordata; Actinopteri; Cypriniformes; Cyprinidae. The record is from RefSeq and is a predicted model, not a curated record. Gene Ontology annotation, molecular function: adrenergic receptor activity. The transcript is spliced from 2 exons. Gene Ontology annotation, cellular component: membrane. The coding region runs from base 445 to 1662 and encodes 405 amino acids.